UAUUAACCUCUCUCUCUGCGAUUAAAGACCGAAACGUUUUUAAAUACCAUUUGAAUAAUUCAUUGAUUUUUUUAAGGAGAUCAGCAAGGAUGAAAUAUAUUCAGGUAAAAAAAAAAUCAAAACACAAGCCGUCGUGCAUGUACCUCUUUCCACUUCUCGGAUAUUAACUCUUACUGAAAAUGAAUAUUUCAUUUUUGGAAGGGCCAAAGCUUCACAGAAGAAUGACUGUGUACAUUUACAUUAAUUUUUUUUUCUUUAUGAAGGGGGAAUUUCCACCACUAGGCCCCUGGAGGUCACGCCACGCCUCGUGUCAGACUGACAGGUCUUUUUAAAGUGGUUGUCAGUCGAAAACGGCCGAGCGGAAAUUUUUCCAUUUUUUUUCUUUCUUUCUUGAUUGGUUGCCUUGAUGUGUGUUAGUGUAACCUAGAAGGUUAGGGAGGGUGUCACUCAGCCCCGGGACUGUCUUACUGUAAAAUGUUGCGUGUCUGUCCACGGUGGGCGCACGCACUCAGGGUUUGUGGCUGUCAAGUUGAUUUUAUCCUCCUUUAGUUACCCAACACGCUGACAAGCAGUCUGUCAGGUGUUUGUCUUCGGUCCAUACCGUCGCUGUGUCUGAAAAGUGAGAAUUAUUCGCAUUAGCGCCAACUUUUUCCCCCUCUCUCGCUCUCUCCGGAUCCGUGGCCGUCUAAUUUGCCGGCGCUCUCCUGUCUCUGUGACAGCGGCUUGUCACAAGAGCUGCAGGUUUUUUCGCUGAGUUUUGAACGAAGACAGCAAGAGAGACAGAGAGAGUCUACUUUUCCUUUUCCUCACCUCGCCUACUCCAUUUGCAUUCAGUUUCAUCACCUCAUCGUGUUUUUCCCCCCUCUGAGGGGAUUUUUUAUUUUUUUUUCAAAAUCUGACUUUUAUUGUCAAAGUCAUGGACAUGCUUCAGGAAUCCGAGGAAAAAUGUGUUCACUGCAACUGGAAAUGGAGGAAAUGGCAGCUCAAUCUCCACAUCAGCAACGUACUAAUGAGGAUGCUGGUCUGUGGGAUUUUCUUCGUAAGAGGGGUGUUCCUGAACAAAAUAUUGACCAAAUGCAACAAGACAGGAUUGAUACAUCAGUUGUCAGAGAACUAGAUGACACCUGCCUUGCACGCUACAUACCACUGUAUGGAGACAGGAUUGCUACAAGGCGGUACUGUCUGGACAAACAAAAACGAAAAGACGAUAGCUGCUCAAAGAUGUCCCUUCUUGAAAAACUGCGAAAGAAAAUGAGCACAGCAACAACAAGCCAUGAAGAGGAAACUACAGAAGAAAGAAGGCCUACAAAAAAAGCAAGCUAUAAAAGAAAUGCUACAAAGUCUUCGAGAAAAAUCGAGUUAGGGUGGCUCCAUGAGGGAAAGCAAGUCAGAAAACGCUGUGGCGGAGGAACAAGAAUUCUUGAUAUAUCCAAGGAUGCAACCAAGAAUGACCUUAUGUCUCAUGCCAAGGAACUUUUUUUUCCACAUGAGGUGAUUGUAGGUGGCAUAGAAGAUGCAUCAUCUGCAAGCCAGCUUGAUGACACUGUUCCAGUUGUUGCAUCCACAGAGGAAGUCAUUAAUGUUGGCCUUUCUACAUCCACUCCUGUUAAACAUACUGUCUGUUCAAGUGGUAAUGCAGACUAUGAGUUGCUCUCUGAAACCCAUCUGAUUGAGCCUUUUCAAGAUUUCUCUCCCACAGAAGAAGUCAUCAGUGUUGUCCCAUCCACGUCCACUCUUUUCGUAGAGGAUGGCAUUGCUCGUUCAAACUUUGGUACAAACUAUGAGCUACUUACAGUGGGUAUCAAACUUCACAGAGUAAAUCUAUUAGAGGAAAUGAUUUGUCAAUUCAAAGAUGAGUUGAUUCUUAACUACCCCUUAAAGUACAGCUUUAUUAAUGAAAAAGGCCAUGAUGCAGAUGGUGUGUCAAGGGAUGUCUAUGCUGCAUUUUGGACAGAAUUUCUAGAUUGUGCAGCUGAGGGGGCAGAAAUGAGAGUGCCAUCUCUGUCACCAAAAUGGCAAGAGGAUGAAUGGAAAGCUGUGGGAAGAAUAUUAGCCAAGGGUUUUCUAGAUCAAGGCUACUUCCCAUUGCGGGUUGCCCCAGCAUUUACCACUGCACUGAUAUUCGGAGAACAUGCUGUAUCUACUGAUUUACUGUAUCAGUCAUUGCUGUUGUAUCUGAGUCAGUGUGAGAGAGAUCUCAUAACUACUGCUUUACAGCAGGACCUUGACAGUGAUGGUCAGGAUGAGUUAUUAGAUCUGCUGGAUCGAUUGGGAGUAAAAACAGUCCCAUCACAAGAUAACCUUAAAGCAGUCCUUAUUCAAGUAGCACACAAACAAAUAAUUCAGCAACCAAAAUAUGCUCUCGAUAACAUGUCAGUAGUUGCAGCCCAACCCCUGAUGACCACACUAACCACACCAGCAAAGAUAUGGACCAUGUAUGAUGACAAGAAACCAACUCCCAGAAAAGUCUUAAAGCUGAUUGAAGCAAAUCCAACAACACCAGCUGAGAACCAAGCCUUUAAAUUUCAGUACAUACGUGGAUUGGAUCAGGUGGGUCUUAGAAGAAUGCUGAGAUUUGUGACAGGGUCAGAUGUCAUCUGUGUUACAGAAAUUAGAGUUGUGUUUACAACUUUGGAUGGACUUGCACGUCGACCAGUUGCACACACCUGUGGAUCUGUUUUGGAGUUACCUUGUACAUACAACUCCUACCCAGAGCUACGUGUUGAAAUGGAGAAUGUACUGACCAGCAGCUACUACACUAUGGAUAUUGUGUAG
This is a messenger RNA of Silurus meridionalis, 2775 nucleotides long. RefSeq lists its product as uncharacterized. The transcript is spliced from 4 exons. Bases 946 to 2775 code for a protein of 609 amino acids. Gene Ontology annotation, molecular function: ubiquitin-protein transferase activity. The record is from RefSeq and is a predicted model, not a curated record. NCBI's taxonomy places the organism in Eukaryota, Metazoa, Chordata, Actinopteri, Siluriformes, Siluridae.